AUGCAUAUCCACCCCAUCUCUCUAGCUCUCGCCACCCUAGUCGCCUAUCGCGGCACCCGCUCCGGCUCGCUCAACACCUCCGGAGCCCUCGCAGCGGCUACUCUCGGCUACACGGCGCUGGCGAAUCCGUUGAGCGUGUUUGGGGUGUGCUUGCUCGGAUUCUAUCUCGCGGGAAGUCGGGCUACGAAGGUCAAAGCAGCCAUUAAAGCAACCUACGAAGCACCCGACACCUCCACACCCUCAUCCCCCUCUUCAGCGCCUCCUCCGAAAGCCAAAACAGGCGGCAACCGCAACGCGUCCCAAGUAGCCUGCAACGCUCUACUCGGCACGCUCUGUGCCGCUUCGUGGCGCUACUUGUUCUCGGGUGAAGUCGGCGGGAGGAACUGGGAGCAAGAUGGGAGGUGGUGUGUUGUAGCGGAUGGAGCGGAGGGAGGAGAGAGGGUGAGUAGGGCGCUGGUAUUGGCGGCCGUGGCUUUCUGGGCGGCUUGCUGCGGCGAUACGUUCGCUAGCGAGCUCGGCAUCCUCUCCUCCCGCCCUCCCAUCCUCCUCACCACCCUCCGCCCCUGUCGCCGCGGCACAAACGGCGGUAUAUCAUCCUGGGGCACGCUCGUCUCUCUUCUCGGAGGAUUGCUCGUCGGCGUGUUGGCCGUCGUGAGCCUGGUGGUCCAGGGGCAGGCGCAAGCGUGCGGGAUGGGAAGGUUGGUCGAGGUCGCGGGUGUCGCGGCGUUGAGCGGGUUCGGGGGAAGUAUGCUCGACUCCCUCCUCGGCGCCCUCCUCCAGCCGACCUACUUCUCCCAAACCCGCUCGCUCGUCGUCCACUCUCCUCAUCCGUCUCCUGCACACCCGGAGGAGAAGAUCGUGCGUGUGCCGGGCUCGGGCUGGGACGUCCUGAGCAACAACCAGGUCAACUUCCUGAGUACGGCAGUCGUAGCGGGUGUUGUUGGAUGGUGGGCGUUACAGGGAUGA
Messenger RNA from Rhodotorula toruloides NP11, 966 nucleotides. RefSeq lists its product as uncharacterized. The transcript has 5 exons. Gene Ontology annotation, cellular component: membrane. The record is from RefSeq and is a predicted model, not a curated record. The coding region runs from base 1 to 966 and encodes 321 amino acids. NCBI's taxonomy places the organism in Eukaryota, Fungi, Basidiomycota, Microbotryomycetes, Sporidiobolales, Sporidiobolaceae.